Molecule: messenger RNA, 7459 nt
Organism: Camellia sinensis
Lineage: Eukaryota; Viridiplantae; Streptophyta; Magnoliopsida; Ericales; Theaceae
Product: acetyl-CoA carboxylase 1
Biological process (GO): fatty acid biosynthetic process
Molecular function (GO): ATP binding; acetyl-CoA carboxylase activity; metal ion binding
Source: RefSeq, a predicted model, not a curated record
UACUUGCGCCAGCAAAAACUGAACCAAACCCACACCCCACCACCCUCUUCUCUUUCUUCCUCUGCACAAACAUUUUAGACACAUUCAGGGCUUCUUGAUUCUGGGUUCUUGUUUUUUUUUUAUUCCCAAAUGCUCAGAAGAGACCAAUAAUAUUGAAAUAAUUUGAUAUCAUUUUUAAAGAUUCGAGCUUGUUCUUCUCCAGGGCUGUACAGUAUGUCGGAAGCCCAAAGGAGGUCCCUCAUGGUCGGUGUUGGCCGUCUUAGCAAUGGAUUCACAAAUGGCCCAAUUCCAUUAAGAUCCUCAACCGCAGUAUCCCAAGUCAAUGAGUUCUGUUAUGCUCUUGGGGGGAAAAAGCCAAUACACAGUAUCUUAGUAGCGAACAACGGAAUGGCAGCUGUGAAGUUUAUACGUAGCAUAAGGACAUGGGCUUAUGAAACAUUUGGUACAGAGAAGGCAGUAUUGUUGGUGGCCAUGGCUACUCCAGAGGACAUGAGAAUCAAUGCUGAGCAUAUUAGAAUUGCCGAUCAGUUUGUAGAAGUUCCUGGUGGGACUAACAAUAAUAACUAUGCGAAUGUGCAGCUCAUUGUAGAGAUGGCAGAGAUCACACAUGUUGAUGCAGUUUGGCCUGGUUGGGGUCAUGCUUCCGAAAACCCUGAAUUGCCCGAUGCACUGACUGCAAAGGGAAUCAUAUUUCUUGGGCCGCCGGCUACUUCUAUGGCUGCACUGGGGGAUAAAAUUGGUUCAUCACUGAUUGCUCAAGCAGCUGAAGUUCCCACUCUCCGUUGGAGUGGCUCUCAUGUGAAAAUUCCUCCAAAAAGCUGUUUGGUUACUAUUCCAGAUGAUACCUAUCGUAAAGCAUGUGUUUACACUACCGAAGAAGCAAUUUCUAGCUGUCAAGUAGUGGGUUACCCUGCAAUGGUAAAGGCAUCUUGGGGUGGUGGUGGUAAAGGCAUAAGAAAGGUUCAUAAUGAUGAAGAAGUCAGGGCAUUAUUCAAGCAAGUCCAGGGUGAAGUUCCUGGCUCACCCGUAUUUAUAAUGAAGCUGGCUUCUCUGAGCCGACAUUUAGAAGUGCAGUUGCUUUGUGAUCAAUACGGAAAUGUUGCAGCUUUGCAUAGUCGUGAUUGCAGUGUCCAGAGGCGACACCAAAAGAUUAUUGAGGAAGGUCCAAUUACAGUAGCUCCUCUAGAAACGGUGAAAAAGUUGGAGCAGGCAGCUAGAAGAUUAGCCAAGUGUGUGAAUUAUGUUGGAGCUGCUACUGUUGAGUAUCUGUACAGUAUGGAUACUGGGGAGUACUAUUUCUUAGAGCUCAACCCUCGGUUGCAGGUAGAACACCCUGUCACUGAGUGGAUAGCUGAAAUAAAUCUGCCAGCAGCACAGGUUGCAGUGGGAAUGGGGAUUCCUCUCUGGCAAAUUCCUGAAAUUAGGCGAUUUUAUGGAAUGGAACAUGGUGGAGGAUAUGAUGCUUGGAGGAGAACUUCUGUCUUUGCUACCCCAUUUGAAUUUGACAAGGCAGAAUCUACAAGGCCAAAAGGUCAUUGUGUAGCUGUGCGUGUAACAAGUGAGGAUCCAGAUGAUGGUUUUAAGCCUACUAGUGGGAAAGUACAGUCAUUGGAAUUUUUACAGGAGCUGAGUUUUAAAAGCAAGCCAAAUGUGUGGGCAUACUUUUCUGUUAAGUCUGGAGGAGGCAUUCAUGAAUUUUCAGAUUCUCAAUUUGGUCAUAUUUUUGCCUUUGGAGAGUCCAGAGCCCUAGCAAUUGCCAACAUGGUUCUUGGGCUAAAGGAAAUUCAAAUUCGGGGAGAAAUUCGUACAAAUGUUGAUUACACCAUUGAUCUAUUACAUGCUUCAGAUUAUAAGGACAAUAAAAUACAUACAGGCUGGUUGGAUAGUAGAAUAGCGAUGCGGGUUAGAGCAGAAAGGCCACCUUGGUAUCUCUCUGUUGUUGGUGGGGCUCUUUAUAAAGCAUCCACUAGCAGUGCAGCUAUGGUUUCAGAGUAUGUUGGUUAUCUUGAAAAAGGGCAAAUCCCUCCUAAGCAUAUAUCACUCGUCAACUCCCAAGUUUCUUUGAAUAUUGAAGGAAGCAAAUAUACAAUUGAUAUGGUGAGGGGUGGGCCAGGAAGCUACAGAUUGAAGAUGAAUCAGUCAGAGAUCGAGGCAGAGAUACAUACUCUACGUGAUGGAGGUUUAUUGAUGCAGUUGGAUGGAAACAGUCAUGUUAUAUAUGCAGAGGAAGAAGCUGCCGGAACUCGCCUUCUGAUUGAUGGAAGGACAUGCUUGCUUCAGAAUGAUCACGACCCGUCCAAGUUAGUGGCAGAGACUCCAUGCAAGCUACUACGGUAUCUGGUCUUGGACGGUAGUCAUGUUGAGGCUGACAUACCUUUUGUGGAGGUUGAGGUUAUGAAGAUGUGUAUGCCACUUCUUUCACCUGCUUCUGGAAUUAUCCAUUUUUUGAUGUCUGAAGGUCAAGCAAUGCAGGCUGGUGAGCUUAUAGCGAGGCUUGAUCUAGAUGAUCCGUCAGCUGUAAGAAAAGCAGAACCUUUCCAUGGGAGCUUUCCAAUCCUGGGCCCCCCAACUGCAAUAUCUGAAAAAGUUCAUCAGAGGUGUGCAGCAAGUUUUAAUGCUGCCCAGAUGAUUCUUGCUGGAUAUGAGCAUAACAUUGAUGAAGUUGUGCAAAACUUGCUCAGUUGUCUUGACAAUCCUGAGCUCCCAUUCCUUCAAUGGCAAGAGUGCUUGUCUGUUCUUGCAACCCGACUUCCUAAAGACCUUAGAUAUGAGCUGGAAUCAAAAUAUAAAAUGUACGAAGGUAGCGCAAGCUUUCAAAAUGUUGACUUCCCUGCCAAAGUAUUACGGGGUGUUCUUGAGGCCCAUCUAAACUCCUGCCCUGCUAAUGAAAACGGAGCCCAAGAGAGGCUUGUUGAACCUUUGAUGAGCCUUGUUAAGUCCUAUGAGGGUGGAAGAGAGAGUCAUGCCCGUGUUAUUGUUCAGGCCCUUUUUGAAGAGUAUUUAUCUGUUGAAGAAUUGUUUAAUGAUAACAUCCAAGCUGAUGUAAUUGAACGACUUAGACUUCAAUAUAAGAAAGAUCUCUUGAAGGUUUUGGAUAUUGUGCUAUCUCAUCAGGGCAUCAAGAGGAAAAAUAAGCUGAUAUUACGACUCAUGGAACAAUUGGUGUACCCUAAUCCUGCUGCAUACAGGGAUAAACUAAUCCGAUUCUCUGCACUCAACCAUACAAAUUAUUCUGAGUUGGCGUUGAAAGCGAGCCAACUGCUAGAACAGACCAAACUGAGUGAACUCCGAUCCAGCAUCGCCAGAAGUCUUUCCGAGUUAGAGAUGUUUACUGAAGAUGGUGAAAAUAUGGACACUCCUAAGAGGAAAAGCGCCAUUAAUGAACGGAUGGAGGAUCUUGUGAGUGCUCCCUUAGCAGUCGAAGAUGCCCUUGUGGGUCUAUUUGAUCACAGUGAUCACACCCUUCAGAGGCGGGUUGUGGAAACUUAUGUUCGAAGACUGUACCAGCCCUGCCUUAUAAAGGGCAGUGUCAGGAUGCAAUGGAACAGAUCUAGUCUUCUUGCUUCAUGGGAGUUCUUAGAAGAGCAUAUUGAAAGGAAAAAUGGAUCUGAAGAUCAAAUGUCAGACAGACCAUUAGUUGAGAAACACACCGAGAGGAAAUGGGGAGCGAUGGUUAUCAUCAAAUCGCUUCAGUUUUUGCCAACAGUGAUAAGCGCUACGUUAAGAGAAACAACUCAUAAUAUACAUGACAGCAUCCAAAAUAGAUCUAUUGAGCCAGCUAGCUAUGGUAAUAUGAUGCAUAUUGCAUUGGUCGGAAUCAACAACCAGAUGAGUUUGCUUCAGGACAGCGGUGAUGAGGAUCAAGCUCAAGAGAGAAUCAAUAAGUUAGCCAAAAUACUUAGAGAGAAAGAACUAGGCUCCAGUCUUCGAAGUGCAGGUGUUGGUGUUAUUAGCUGCAUCAUACAGAGGGAUGAAGGGCGAACCCCAAUGAGGCACUCCUUUCAUUGGUCAGCAGAGAAGCUCCAUUAUGAGGAGGAGCCCCUAUUACGUCACUUGGAGCCUCCUCUAUCGAUUUAUCUUGAAUUGGAAAAGCUCAAGUGCUAUGAGAAUAUACAAUAUACUCCGUCCCGGGACCGUCAAUGGCACCUCUACACUGUUGUAGACAAGCCAUUACCAAUCCAUAGGAUGUUUCUCAGAACGCUUGUAAGGCAGUCAAACUCAAAUGAAGGUUUCCUGGGGCUAGACAUGGGAACAAACAGAUCCCAAUUGAGUAUGUCUUUUACUUCAAGGAGCAUUUUGAGGUCCUUAAUGACUGCAAUGGAAGAGUUGGAACUUCGUGUUCAUAAUGCUACCAUCAGAUCUGACCAUGCUCAUAUGUACCUAUAUAUCUUACGCGAGCAACAAAUCAAUGAUCUUGUGCCUUACACAAAGAGAGUUGAAAUAAAUGCUGGGCAAGAAGAAGCUGCGGUUGAGAUGAUUUUGGAAGGGCUGGCACAUGAAAUCCAUGCAUCAAUUGGUGUGAAAAUGCAUCGCUUGGGUGUUUGUGUGUGGGAAGUGAAGCUCUGGAUGGCAUCAGCUGGACAAGCCAAUGGUGCUUGGAGGGUCGUGGUUGAGAACGUGACCGGUCACACAUGCAUUGUGCAUAUAUAUCGAGAACUAGAGGAUAACAGCAAACAAAGCGUGGUCUACCAUUCGACCUCUCUGUGUGGCCCUCUGCACAGUCUUCCUGUGAAUGAGCAGUAUCAGCCAUUGGGAGCUCUUGAUAGAAAACGGCUUUUGGCUCGGAAAAGCAACACCACUUACUGUUAUGAUUUCCCACUGGCAUUUGAAAUGGCCUUGGAAAAGUCUUGGGCAUCGCAAUUUCCAGGUCAUAACAAAGUCAACAGUAAAGUUCUUAAAGUCACAGAGCUCAUAUUUGCUGACAGAAAAGGUUUAUGGGAUACUCCUCUUAUUUCUGUGGAGCGCCCACCCGGGCUGAAUGAUGUUGGCAUGGUUGCGUGGACUAUGGAAAUGUCAACACCAGAGUUUCCCUCUGGAAGGACAAUUUUGAUAGUAGCAAAUGAUGUGACGUUCAGAGCCGGAUCUUUUGGUCCAAGGGAGGAUGCAUUUUUUCUUGCAGUGAGCGAUCUUGCUUGCGUCAAGAAAUUGCCUCUAAUUUACUUGGCAGCAAAUUCAGGGGCUCGUAUUGAGGUAGCUGAAGAGGUAAAAGCUUGUUUUAAAGUCGGCUGGUCUAAUGAAUCAAGCCCAGAGAGUGGUUUUCAGUAUGUCUAUUUGACUCCCGAGGAUCAUUUACGGAUUUCAUCAUCCGUGAUUGCACACGAGUUAAAGCUAUCAAACAGAGAGACACGAUGGAUAAUAGAUAGCAUUAUAGGGAAGGAGGACGGCUUGGGGGUUGAGAACUUAUCCGGGAGUGGAGCCAUUGCCAGUGCCUAUUCAAGGGCAUACAAGGAGACCUUCACGUUGACGUAUGUGACGGGAAGAACUGUUGGGAUAGGUGCUUAUCUAGCUCGUCUCGGGAUGCGGUGCAUACAGAGACUCGAUCAGCCUAUUAUUCUUACAGGUUUCUCCGCGCUAAACAAAUUAUUGGGCCGGGAGGUUUACAGCUCCCACAUGCAACUCGGUGGACCUAAAAUCAUGGCAACCAAUGGCGUUGUUCAUCUAACAGUCUCAGAUGAUCUUGAAGGGGUGUCAGCUAUUUUGAAGUGGCUAAGUUAUGUUCCGCCCUACUCGGGUGGUCCACUUCCCAUUUUGUCUCCCUCCGAUCCUCUGGAGAGGCCUGUUGAAUACUUCCCUCAGAAUUCAUGCGAUCCCCGUGGAGCUAUCUGUGGUAUGCUCGAUGGUACCGGGAAGUGGCUUGGGGGUAUUUUUGACAAGGAUAGCUUUGUUGAGACACUCGAAGGCUGGGCAAGGACAGUUGUGACAGGAAGGGCAAAGCUUGGAGGAAUCCCGGUUGGAAUAGUUGCUGUCGAGACUCAAACGGUAAUGCAAGUUAUCCCCGCGGACCCCGGGCAGCUCGAUUCCCACGAAAGGGUUGUUCCUCAAGCUGGGCAAGUAUGGUUUCCUGAUUCGGCUACAAAGACAGCUCAAGCGUUGAUGGACUUCAACCGGGAAGAGCUCCCCCUUUUCAUUCUUGCCAACUGGAGAGGCUUUUCGGGCGGGCAGAGGGACCUUUUUGAAGGAAUCCUUCAGGCUGGAUCAACCAUUGUUGAGAACCUCAGAACGUACAAACAGCCUGUUUUUGUAUACAUCCCUAUGAUGGGUGAGCUUCGUGGCGGGGCAUGGGUUGUCGUGGAUAGCAGGAUCAAUUCAGACCAUAUUGAAAUGUAUGCAGAACGGACAGCCAAGGGAAAUGUGCUCGAGCCAGAGGGGAUGAUCGAGAUAAAAUUCAGAAUGAAGGAGCUGAUGGAGUGCAUGGGUAGGCUCGAUCAACGGCUGAUUGAUCUGAAAGUGAGACUUCAAGAAGCUAGGAGUACUGGGGCUCAUGCAAAUGUUGAAUCUCUUCAGCAGCAGAUUAAAGGUCGGGAGAAACAGCUUUUGCCAGUCUACACUCAGAUAGCUAUGAAAUUUGCUGAACUGCACGAUACGUCACUGAGGAUGGCGGCGAAAGGGGUAAUCAGAGAGGUUGUGGAGUGGGAUAAGUGCCGGUUUUUCUUCUACAAAAGAUUGCUCCGGAGGGUUGUUGAGGGGUUAUUGAUUAAGACAGUGAGAGACGCUGCUGGUGAUCAGGUUUCUCACAAAUCUGCAAUGGACAUGAUCAAGAAGUGGUUUUUGGAUUCAAAGAUUGCGGAAGGCAGAGAAGAUGCUUGGGCAAAUGAUGAAGCUUUCUUCACGUGGAAAGAUGAUCCAGUGAACUAUGAGGAAAAGCUACAUGAGUUGCGGAUACAGAAAGUAUUGAUUCAAUUAUCAAAUAUUGGUGAUUCACCAUUAGAUCUACAAGCUCUGCCUAAAGGUCUGGCUGCACUCCUACAAAAGGUGGAACCAUCAAGUCGAGGACAGUUGGUUGAUGAACUUCGAAAGGUGAUCAGUUGAUCAGAUUGCUUGUAGUUUGCCAGCAAGUAUGGUCUCACGACCCACAAAACGUAUUUUGCUGCUUGGGUCAUAGUUCCAUUUUGAUGACCAGAUAUAGCUAUUAAUUAUGUAACUCAGCUGGAAAUUAAAAUCAAAUAGGUACAGGCUGCCUGAAUUUUACGGUUACAAUCUAUUCUGGUAGGCAAAGAAACUGGAGGACCUUUUGCAAAGUGUAAAUAUUGGUAGGCCGUGAGAGGAUGCAGGAUUGUAAUCGCCAAUUGUUUAGGAGGAAAUCAAUAAGCUUGGCAGCCAUCAUUUAUAAUUGAUUUAUUCUUUAAUUGUCUCUUUUUUCAGAAGAUAGUCUUUAGGAGAAAACUACUAUUGUUCUACUACUUAUGAAUACGUACAAGGCGUAAUAGUAUGAAAGUUCACUAUUUUUUGCUUCCUAGUC